Messenger RNA from Musa acuminata AAA Group (dessert banana), 612 nucleotides. RefSeq lists its product as uncharacterized. The record is from RefSeq and is a predicted model, not a curated record. NCBI's taxonomy places the organism in Eukaryota, Viridiplantae, Streptophyta, Magnoliopsida, Zingiberales, Musaceae. The coding region runs from base 1 to 612 and encodes 203 amino acids. The transcript has a single exon.
AUGGUGGCAGCUGUGCUAUGGCCUUGCAUGCUUAUAAACUCCUGGAUUCAUCAAGCUGUGGUGCUGCACUUCAUGGCUCACCACUACCACCACCACCAUCUACGCUACCUGCAUUCUCCCUGUGAUCUCACAGUGAGGAGAACGUCCAUCUCAACCUCCAUCAAAUGCAAGACCUUCCUCAGCUCCCAUGUCAUUCGGCACAUCCAUCAUGUUGUUCAAGCCCUCACCAAUGCCAAGUCCAUGGUUUGGGAGCUUCUUAGCAGAAGGAAUGCCACCAGCAGCACCAAGCCAAGGAGAAGGCAGGAGGAGGAAGUCUUCAGCUCCAUUAAGCCGCAUGUCACUCCCAUUUCAGAGCCAUUAAACCCUGAGGAGUUCGAGGUAGAUCGAUGUCUGUACUAUGACUCUACGUGGAAUUCAAUGAUCUCUGCGGAGGUCAUGAAUUGUGACACUGCGAGCUGCUAUGAUGACGAGAAAAAUGAAGAUGAAGGUGGUGGUGGAAAUGAGAUCGACCGACUUGCAGAGAAGUUCAUAGCGAGCUGCUAUGAGAAGUUUAGGCUGGAGAAGCAGGAGUCUUAUAGGAGGUACCAAGAAAUGCUUGCAAGAAGCAUGUAA